AUGGAAGAUUGCAAGCAAGAGACGAACAGUGCUGAUGAUGGCAUUGAGACAACUGGGGCAAUAUCUGUAAGAGAUUUUGCUUACGAUAAGUCGACAGCGCUGCAUUUUGGCUUUUAUGGCGAUAAUUGUGAUGAGGACGAAGAGUCCACUUCACAUGCUGAUAAGGACGACGUUCCUUACCGGCAGCGGCACAACCAAAACAUCGACUUACGUUACCCCAAUUGUGGCUCGGAGACAGCAGACACUUUAGAUGGAAAUUACGAUGAAAAUCCAGAUGACAGCAUCACAAAGAGGCAGAGCAUAAUAAUGCCCAACGAUUAUAUUGUGAACAAACACGCUGUGGCACUAUAUGAUUUCGUGCCUGAAAAUGACAACGAACUGGAGCUUCAUGAGGGCGAUACUGUCCUUAUAGGUUACAGACAUGGCCAAGGUUGGUUAGUGGCAGAAAAUGAAGAAGGCACGCGAACUGGCUUGGUACCGGAAGAGUACGUUACGUUGACGGAAGCCUACGAAGAAAGCGACGAUAAUGACGGGAGACCGAGACCCUUUUACUUAACGCAAAUGUUAGCGCAGUCCAUGAAUGACUCCGCUAAGGCGGGCGAUACGGAUGCCGAAUGGGAAGACAUCGAUGACUUGGAAACCGAUUUCAACGAGAACAUGAAAGUCUCGGAAGCAUGA
This is a messenger RNA of Lachancea dasiensis, 678 nucleotides long. The record is from the annotation of a GenBank genome assembly. Lineage: Eukaryota; Fungi; Ascomycota; Saccharomycetes; Saccharomycetales; Saccharomycetaceae.